AAACUAGAAUGAAUCACCAGUCAGGCAUUGCGUAACUUUUUCAGUUUCUUCGUCAUUCUGUGUUUUACUAUCGUUCCCUUUAAACGAGGAGCACAUCAUCUAAUUGGUGGGGUCCGGUCAUAGUUUCGCGGUUCAUAUUAUUUUAAAAAGCAAAUCUAAAUGUAAAUAUGUUUUUUUUCUGUUUGCUACUGCUUAACUAAAAACACUUCCGCCAGAUUGGUGUCUUUACAUCUUUAGAAGUAGUUUUUUAACCGGUGUUGACUCGUUGUUACCCCCCUGUUGUAGCCGGAAUGGUACGGUCCAUUCCAUCUGUUCGGCUCCGUUGAGACACUGAUUGAAGCAGAUCGUAGCGCUCCGCUGGUCGCAAUGGCAACCGCUCCAACAGGAAGGGAGCGACAACUUUCUUCUUGUUUGUAAUGUUCCGGAGGAGUUCUGAGUCACUGAAGAAGCUACUUUCCUAUGUGAGGAAGGAUCGUUACACACUUUAAGUGAUCCCAAAAUGUCCCAGGGAUGUCCCGUUUCUGUGGAAGAGGUCCAGUCCUGGUGGGAAGUCCCCGCCAUAGCCCACUUCUGCUCGCUGUUCAGGACGGCGUUCCGGCUUCCAGACUUUGAAAUAGAGGAGCUGGAGAAGGCUCUUUCAGAGCAGGACCUGGACUUCCUCGGCGACCUCGUUGCCUGCUUGUUGCAAGGAUGCUACCAGCGCACUGAUAUAAACCCCCAGACGUUCAGCAGCUACCUGGAUGACAUCAUCAGCUACAGGUGGGAGCUGGAGGAGGGGAAGCCCAACCCGCUGCGGGACGGGCCGUUCGACAGCCUCCACCCUCGCACUCAGGUGGAGCUGCUGCACAGGCUGUGCGACUACCGCCUGGAUGCUGCAGACGUCUUCGACCUGCUGAAGGGGCUGGAUGCAGACAGCCUGAGGGUGGAACCCCUGGGGCAAGAUGGAGACGGCGCCCUCUACUGGUACUUCUAUGGCACUCGUAUGUACAAAGAGGAGCCACUGGACAGGAAAGCUGAGAGUCUCAGUGAGUUUGAUCUAACAUUACCAGAGAGGAGGAGGAGAGGAAGACCGCCAAAGAAACGAAAGCUAGAAGACAAUAAUCUAAGUGAAGAUGAAAGUGAGGGGACAGAUGUGAAGUCAGACAAUGGGCUGGAUGACUUUCCUCCAAGUCCGGCAGGCCGUCAGCGAGGCGCCUGGUCUCUGGUGUGUGACACGGAGGAGCAGUGGAUCAGCCUGGCGGAGAGCAUCAAGGACAGAACGUCCCCACAGGACCGCCAUCUUUACCGCGUCAUCAGCCAGAACUUCCUGCCUGAGAUCAGCACCAUGAUCGAGCACAAGGAGCGAGAGCAGAAGCAGAAGUUACUGGACCCGGCGCCAGUCCGGACCUCGCAGUGGUUCUCUGAAAACCACAUUAAACCUGAGAAAGAGGACAAUCUGAAGGCCAGAUCAGAGGAGGAGAGGCGGAAAGACGAAGAACUGGACCGGCAGGUUCUGCUGGCUGAGCAGCGCCGGGAAGAGGAGCGCCUCCUGCAGGAGGAGCAGCAGAGGGAGAAGCUGGAGAAGAUGAAAGCUGUGGAGGAGCGAGCGAAGAGGCGGAAGAUGCGUGAGGAGAAGGCCUGGCUGCUCUCCCAGGGAAAAGAUCUUCCACCCGAACUCCUGAACCUGGAGCCGUCUUCCCCCGUCAGGAGGACACGGAAGAGCAAAGAAUUCUACGACAUUGACGAUGACUGCACCGCUCUUUACAAAGUGCUGGAGGCCCUGAAAGCUCACAAAGACGCCUGGCCUUUCUUAGAGCCUGUUGACGACUCCUACGCCCCAAAUUACCAUGACAUCAUCCAGACUCCCAUGGACCUGUCUACCAUUGAAAAGAAGCUCGGUGACGGGGAGUACGUCGCCAAGGAGGAGUUUAUUGCAGAUGUGAAGCUCAUGUUUGAAAACUGUGUGGAAUACAAUGGAGAAGACAGCGAAUACACCGUCAUGGCCGAAUCUCUGGAGCGCUGCUUUAACCGGGCGCUGCUGAAACACUUCCCGUCGGAGGACGGCGACACGGACGAGGAGUUCCACAUCAGUCGGGAGGACCGAGAACGGAAGGACAAGAAGCGAAACCGGACCAGUAAACAUUUAGGACCGGAGAGCUUGAUCAGGGCCACGGAGCAGGUCCAGCGUAAGAGGAAUCCGCAGGGAAAAGGCAGCGCUCCUCCAGAGGCAGAGGACAGCCGGAUGCCCCGACUGCAGCUCCCACCCCACUGGGCCAGCGGCCCGGCUCAUGGCCCGGCUCAUGGCCUGCCUCCAAACCAGCAGCACAUGUUCCAUCCAGGACAGCAGCUCCGUCCUCCAGCUGGUCCUCCCGGUCCGCAGAUGUUCGCUCAAAGGAUGGCCAUGGAUCCUCGCUUCAGCUACCCGGUCCACAUCCCGAGGCCUGGAGACCCCAACUUCAGCCGCUACCCUCACAGUUUUAAUAUGCAGACUCAUUUGGCUGAUGGACAUCACAUGGGCCCCAGGUAUCCAAUGGGGCCGGACCCUAACGGGGGCCCUCCACAGCAGCGGCCCUACAUCGGUCCGACUCACGGUCCGUCCCUGGGGCCGCGCCCCACGGCCCUCCAGCCCAGCCCUCCCCCCGAAGCCAGCAUGUACCCGUCCCACCAGCGCCCCGAGGGCCGCUCCUUGCACCCCAUGGCCAGCCAGUUUUCUGGCCCCGAGGGUCCCGCUCAGCUCCCCUACCCCGGCCUGAGGCCCCCCGGCCUGGGCUCCUCCUCCGGCAUUUGGCCCGGCGUGAACGGCCAGGACCGGCUGAACCCCAACGCCGCCAACCAGCGCGGCUUCAGCUACGGCGGCAUGCCCCCGCCGAUGGGACACAAGCCGUGGCCGGAGGCCGCCGGUUACCCGCAGCAUCCCCACAACGCGCCGCAUCAGAUGUCCAGCUCCCUGGGGCCACUGGCCUCGCGGGCCCCGGCGCUGCAGUCGGACCCGGCUGGCAGGACUCAGUCAUCUUCCAUGCUGGAGAGCCCAGAGAUGCUGGCCCUGCAGCAGCUGUCGGCCUCCUCUGGACCCCCUGCUGGCGGCUUUCAUCAGCCGGGGCCCCCAUCAGGGUUUGGCAGCAUUCCCUCCAAACAGCUUCAGCUGCUGGGUCCGACUGGAGACAGAGGGACGGACGGCCAGCCGGACACGGAGCCCAGAGGUCCAACGUCCAACACCAAAAACGACGUAAACAUCUGUAAUGAAGCAACGCCACAGAGAAGCGUUCACGCCAUGAGCCUGGAACUGGCCGCCACUCUGAGUCCAUCGGGCCGCCCCACCGGGUUGGAGCGGACGGCCAGUUCCCAGACCCGCCAGCAGGGGGCGGACGGGCUGCCAGAGGGCUCCGCCCGGUCUCACGCCGCCUCCCCCCCGCCGUCCCCGCAACGCGCCCCGCUCAGCUCCCUGCCGCCCAGCCGCCCCUCCACGCUGCUGCCGCCCCAGCCCAGCGCGGCGGGGCCGGGCAGUCAGCGGCCCUGUGAGGCCGUCGGCAGGCCCGACUCGGAGGCCCUGAUGUCCGCCGCGCCCGGCAUCUACAAACAGUUCAGCAGCCAGACCCCACCCAUAGGGGGCGGCAUGGGGGGCAACAGAGGGAGCAACGCGGCCCAGAGGGGGCCAGGUGGCUACAGCCCCGUGGCACCGCCCCCCUCCCAGUACGGCCUGAGCGGCGCCCUCCAUGCACACUACAACAAGGCGCCGUUUCCCAGCCAGUCCGUAAACGCCCCGCCCCACCCUGCCUACCAGCAGGGGGGCAGCAACGCCUUCCCCUACCAGCAACCGCCCCCUCCCCUCAGGAACAUGUUCUCUCCCCAUCAGUACCAGCAGCCGGCCUACUAUGGCCCGCCGCUCAGCAGGGAGGGGUACCAGCCCCCCUAUCGGCCACAGCAGCCGGACGCCCCCAGCGCAUACCUCCCUGUGGGCGCCGCCAGGUCCAACGGUCACUUCAAGGACAGCGCUGCGUCACCGCCGGGCUCCAGCCGCGCCGCCUUGCUGUCCCCGGCCGGCUCAGAGGAGGGGGGGUGCGCCGAGGCGCCGGCCGGUCCAAUCAGCAACCAGACGGCUGAGAGCUCAGAGCCGCCGGAAAGCCCGAAGGAAAUCCUGGACCUGGACAGCCACAACGCCGCCGCCCGCCACCGGGGAGCGCCGCCUCUCCCGCUGCGGCACGCCCAUCCGGCAGGGUUCAUGUAUGACCCCCGAGCGCUGCACCCCGGCAUGCAGCAGGGUGGCGCCCCCCCACCUCACAUGAUGCCCCAGGCGGCGGGCAGCGGGACGCCGUACCCCGGCCAGCCGUAUCCGGACCCCCGCUACGCUGCCCAGAGGCCCCACCCACACCUGAUGGAGGCGCUACAGCGGCCCCAGCUGCCCUACCCCCCCGGGCAAACGCGCAUGGCCUUGUACCGACACCCCAGAGCUGCAGGGCACUUCCAGGGCAUGAUGGUCCAGCAGAGGGGGCCGGAGCGCUUCCUGCACCCGGGGCAGCAGAUGAUGGCCACUCCUGGAGGUGCUGGAGCGAAACAAGGACUGUAAAAAUCUGAAGAUCAACGUACGGAUUCAACAAACUGCUGGGACAGACAGGAAGUCCGUCCCAGUGGCUGCCGCUGUUUCCUGCUGGGAGGCUCCAACCGACCAGCUGCCACAGCACACAGAAUAAAAUGUGAAAUAGUUUUGAGCCUCAGAGAUCAAACCUCCUCCUGACUGUUUCUUCCAACGCUGAAGCUUUUAUCCUGGAACGAAGGGAACCCCUAUAACCACUAGGUCAACCUGUGCAGCGCCAGGGACGCUGCCUUCAGGGACGCCAGGCAGCCGCAGGUCGUCUCUUAAUCUCGGGUGUAGGAGAGGCGGGUCCUGAGCGGCCGCCUGCUGAUGCCUUCUUCCCCUCUGUGAAUGUAUGGUUAAUCUUUUAGACGACAAGCGCAGCUCCGCAGUUGCACAUGUAGGGACUCUGAUUCCUGCCGUUUCUACCCAUAACUCUAAAAGCGUCUCUAAACUUCAGUAUGCACCGUUCAGCGCUGCCUUGAUUUUACGAAUGUCCUGACAGGAAGCGGUUGCUUCCGUGAUUCUCUGUUAUGCACUAUGAGUUCAGUCAGUCCAGAUUCCCCCGAACUGAGUGGCCUUCCUCAGAACCUCUGAAAUGAUUAGAUAUCGGCUUUGUACUACUGAGGUCCCGCCGGUACGCUGCACACGCAUCCAUCAAACACGCAGCACAAAACGAAGCUUCUUGUGUUCAGAGUUUCAGGUGUCUUCCUCCUCCUCCUCUUCCUCCUGCUGUUCGUGGUCAGGUUCUCCUCAGGGUGUACAGAUGCAGAUUACGGGUAUUUUUGUGAAUCAUUCGAGGAAGGAGCAGCACGCCGAAACUUCUGUUAUCCCCGACCGGCUGCCUUUCUGCUUGUUUUUCUCAUAAAUGUGUUUUAGUUUCUUCUGAUUCUUAUUCUGCUUUCCUCUUCAUCUGAUCAAAGUCACUUUGGAUAAAAAUAAAUAAAAAUUCUAGUUUUCUCGCUUUUCAUUGUGACUUGUGGCAGUUUAGUCUUUAGUGCGGUUUAGUAAUGAUCUGAAUCUACCUCAUCUAGCUGCUGGCUGGCGUACAUUUCUUCUCCUCCCAGACUCUCCCAUCAGUGUACCAUCUCUUUUAAACCCCAGUGCAUGAUGGGAAAUCUGGUUGCAGUCUGUUCGGAGUCCAUUUGAACCCACAUAGUUUAAUAAAUGCGAUGUCUGGAAACACUGGAGGGAGUUUCCCUCAACGUUUUAUCAAAGUAGUGAAAUGUAAAAAUAGCAGGUAGCAUCUAAACAGGUUGAGAGUUUGUGUGUGCGUGUGUGUAGGUGUGUGUGCGCGCGUGUGUGUGUGUGCAUGUGUGUGUGUGUGUUUGUACUUGCCGCCAGUUGACUGGAACCGAUUCUCCCUCUUCUGCCAUCUCUGCACUAGCGACAAACCCAUUUAGACGUGAUUAAAUGUGAAUCAUAUUUAUUUGUUCUUUUAAGAUGUUUUGUACAUUUUUGGAUUUGUUUUAAUGUAACUUUUUCCCUGUGGCGUUUUUAAACCGUCGUCCUUUAUCUCAGGAGGACGGCGGCUUUGGGAGGAGGGGAAAAAGUCUUUUUGUUUUUAAAGUGGAGUUUACAUGUUCUUAUCUGACUGACAUGGAUUAUUUUGGGAAUGGAAUGGAUUAUUUUCUAUACUGUCUUAGAAAUAAAAAACGUUUCUCAACUC
Molecule: messenger RNA, 6218 nt
Organism: Poecilia latipinna (sailfin molly)
Lineage: Eukaryota; Metazoa; Chordata; Actinopteri; Cyprinodontiformes; Poeciliidae
Gene: cecr2
Product: CECR2 histone acetyl-lysine reader
Exons: 20
Coding region: 500-4543 (1347 amino acids)
Biological process (GO): chromatin remodeling; single fertilization
Cellular component (GO): CERF complex
Molecular function (GO): protein binding
Source: RefSeq, a predicted model, not a curated record